CCCACAACUCUCAUUCUUCUCUCGGCUUCCCGGCCGGGCCAGCCCUCAGCUUACGUCUCCGCCUGCCCGGCGUCAGCCCCGCCCUUCCUCUCCUAGUGGGUGCUCGGAGGCCCCUACUGGGCCUCCCCACUCCGAGCCGCGAACUGUCGGGUCCCUCGGCUUCUCCAGCACUGCUGGACUUAAGUGCGCUAAGGAAGCGCAUGGCGGCGGUGGGGCCGCGGACUGGCCCCAGCUCCGGGGCCGAGGCGCUGGCACUGGCGGCAGAGCUGCAGGGCGAGGCCACAUGCUCUAUCUGCCUGGAGCUCUUCCGCGAGCCCGUAUCCGUCGAGUGCGGUCACAGCUUCUGCCGCUCCUGUAUCGCGCGCUGUUGGGAGCGCCCCGGCACAGGAACGACCACGGUGCCGCGCGCACUGCCUUGUCCGCUGCCCUGCCCACAGUGUAGAGAGCCCGUGCGUCCCGGCCAGCUGCGGCCCAACAGGCAGCUGGCCUCAGUGGCCACGCUGUUGCGGCGCUUCAGCCUGCCUGCGGCCGCGCCAGGAGAACACCGGCCCCCGGAGGCGGCGGUGGCCGGGUGCGUACAGCAUGGUGAACCGCUCAAGCUCUACUGCCAGGACGACGGACGCGCCAUUUGCGUGGUGUGCGACCGCGCCCGCGAACACCGCGCGCACGCAGUGUUGCCGCUAGACGAGGCUGUGCAGGAAGCUAAGGAGCUCCUGGAGUCUAGGCUGAAGGUCUUGAGGAAGGAUCUGGAAGACUAUGAGGUGUUUCGUUCCACGGAAGAGAAGGAGAGCAAGGAGCUUCUGAAGCAGAUGGCAGCUGAGCGAGAGAAGGUGGGUGCAGAGUUCCAGGCUCUGCGGGCCUUCCUGGUGGAGCAGGAGGGCCGGCUCCUGGGCCGCCUGGAGGAGCUGUCACGGGAGGUGACACAGAAGCAAAAUGAGAACAUAGCUCAGCUUGAGGGUGAAAUCACCCAGCUCUCCAAGCUCAGCAGCCAGAUCCAGGAGACAUCUCGAAAGCCUGACCUUGACUUUCUCCAGGAAUUCAAGAACACACUAAGCAGAUGCAGCAAUGUGCCUGGUCCCAAGCCAACCACAGUCUCUUCUGAGAUGAAGAAUAAAGUCUGGAAUGUUUCCCUCAAGACCUUUGUCUUAAAGGGGCUGCUCAAGAAGUUCAAAGAGGAUCUUCGUGGAGAGCUAGAGAAAGAGGAGAAAGAUUGGCCCCGGGCUGCCUUGGAGGGGCUCCUGCAGAUCACAACAUUGGAGACAGAAAACGGGCGAUUGUGGAAAAGGGUUCCCUGGUCAACUGAGUAGAAGAGAAGAUGCCUUGGACCCUUGGCGCCUGUCCUCUGCCUGUUGUCGACAUGUGGAUUUAGCCUGAGCUGUGAGGACUUGGAGGUGGGUGAGGACAGGAGCCCAGCUAUUGACAGAGGUGUUUCCCAUCACUGGGACUUUCUACCUGGACUUAGCAGGGCCUCUGGUUCUGGAGCAAUAGCAAGUACAGUGCUGUCCUCAGGUGCAAGGGGGCAGGUUCAGGCCCAGCCAGCCAAGUUCAUGACCACUUCUGCUUUGCCUUCUUGUCAGCUUCUAGCUCUGCCUUCAGACGCCUGGAUCCACCUGGCCUGAGGUCAUUUACUCAGGGAGGAGCACUGUACUCCCAGGUCAGAGAACAGCUUGGGACAGAACUGAAAGGAGAUUCUUGACCUGUACAUGAGAGGAAAGCCCAGGACAAUGGCAUUUAUCAUGGCUACCUUCCAAUACCCCUUAAUGAUGAUACAGAGUGAUAUGUACAUCCUCUGCCACAGUGACAGCCAUGUGUUCUCACACAUGCCUAAACCCCUUUUAAAUGCCAAAGUAUAGUCUCCCUUGAGUAAGGAGACCAAAGGCUAUGGGAUUUUGAAACACAAAACAACACUUAUAAUUUUAUAGAUGCAACUAAUAUCAGCAUGGGAAUGCACAGAGCACAAACAUGCCCCUGAUAUACCCUUCCUGGAACUUGUCAAAUGUGUGCCAACAGCAGAGGACCCUGGUGCCAAGGUCUGCUCAGCCUGUGCCCUGGUGGGGUGUUAUUCCCUUGGCUAAUUGUUCCCAAGCUUCUGUUUGGGUGGGCUUCUGGGAGGGGGUUUUGGGCAGUUUCCUGUUUAGUGCUACCCAGGGAAGGGGGAUGAGGAGAUGGAAAUACAAACUCUGAGCUCAUUUCUAGGAUGGCUUAGCUCAUUCUUGACUCCUCCAGUCUGAGUGCAAGAGCACAAGUAGUAGUAAAGGUUUCUGCUAGACUGGGUGAUCAGGUGUGUUUAAAUGUGUGAGGAAUGUGUGCAUGUAUGUUUAUAUCUCAGAUUGAGGGGGCAGGGGUUUGUGUGGAUUUUGGAGAGCAGUUUUAUCAGCACAUGCGUAGGUUUAGGUAUUGCAAACAGACCUAGGUCAAUUUGGUAAUACCCUAUUUUUCAUUUGUUGUUAAAUAUUAGCCACUCCACAUUUAGGUGAGGGUCAUGGUUUUCCUCCCCCACUACCUAGCUAACUGGCUAGAUGAAUCUGUUUAGACAGAUAUGUUGGCAUGUAGGGACAGUGACAAUUGAAUAACCUGGUCUGCAAGUGUCAUGGGGUUUCUGUGCUCUGUCCGUGAGAUGCUCCAAGCACACUCUGAAUACAGGGGUCUUACAGGGGAGGCAUGACACUGUUCUAGAGGCAGACACAGCAGACAUAGCACCAGGAAAUCUGAAUCCAAUGUCCUAUGGGCCUGGGUCAGGAUCAUAUAAGUGUCCAGCCUACAGUAUAAUUGUAUCAUUCCAGAGGGUGAAUCCUAUGUUGUGUUCAUAUAUGGAGAAGUUCUAGAACACUGCAGCCAAUCCAUGUAUUUGAAUACUACUCAUUUCCACAAGGACCCCCCCCCUGCUUUAUUUUAACACUCACUUGCUAAUUAAAUCGCCUAAUGUUAUCGUCAAGCCCUGAUAUUAUCUGGGCUUAUAUGGCUUUUGGACUGAGUAUCACAGUUACCUUUAAGGUCACAUAACAACUGUGCUGAAGUAUUGCAACACAUAUUACAGGUCACAGAAGGUGGGUGUCUGGUGGAGGUGCCUGUAGGGCCAGGUCUGGGGACUGUACGAGUGGCUGUCUGUGUGUAUAUUUUCAGCUUUUGUGUUUGUGAAUGUGAUUGUGUGUCUAUCGAAGUAUGUGUUUGCAGAGUUAAUAACUACAUAGACAUCUAUAUAUCUGAAGAAAUAUAACAACAGUUACAGUAACAAUCACACAUUGAGAUGUUCUCUUUUGGUCAACAAGGCAAUGUAGUGACUUUGGAUGUCACAAUGCUGGUGUGAGGGUAUGUGUGAUUGUAUACAAUUUUCUCUUCCAUCCUUUGGGAUCCUAAGAUCUGUUAGGUGUUCAGGUCUCUGAAAGCAAUGACUGGCUUAGCUUGGGUCCUUCUGACCCCACCCAUUAGUCCCAGAUGCUUGUGAAUUGCAUGAGCUAGUUCCCUGACAACAGACCCUUAAAUGGUUCCUCAGCAUACAGACUUGAGGGUGCCCAUGGAUCUAAGUCACCUGGCCUUGCAGGGACCAUAAAGCAGGUUGGGCCACCAGGGCAAGGUCCAUCACUUACAGCAGUCACUUUCUUUUUUUUUAAUUUAAAAUUUUACUUUAAUUUGAGUUGGUUAACAUAAAGUGUUAUAUUAGUUUCA
This is a messenger RNA of Lynx canadensis (Canada lynx), 3666 nucleotides long. RefSeq names its product tripartite motif containing 7 (gene TRIM7). NCBI's taxonomy places the organism in Eukaryota, Metazoa, Chordata, Mammalia, Carnivora, Felidae. The transcript is spliced from 7 exons. Bases 201 to 1307 code for a protein of 368 amino acids. Gene Ontology annotation, molecular function: zinc ion binding; protein binding. The record is from RefSeq and is a predicted model, not a curated record.